AUGAUUAAAAAUCAACAACUAAAAAAAAAUCAAUCACAUGUAUUAUCUCAGGGCUCUAACAAGCCAAAUUUAACGACUCAAAAAAGACUUGCUGCCUCUGUUCUCGGUGUCGGCAAGAGAAAAAUUUGGUUAGAUCCAUCUGAAAUUUCCGAAAUUGCUGUCUCCGAUUCUCGUCAAGCGAUUAGAAAAUUAUACAAAAAUGGUAUCAUUGUCAAGAAACCAGCUAGAAUCCACUCUCGUUCCAGAGCUAGAGCCUUAGCUGAAUCAAAACGUGCUGGUCGUCACACUGGUUAUGGUAAGAGAAAAGGUACCAGAGAAGCAAGAAUGCCAACCGAAGUCUUAUGGAUGAGAAGAUUAAGAGUUUUACGUCGUUUAUUAGCCAAAUACAGAGCUGCUGGUAAAAUCGAUCGUCACUUAUACCACUCUUUAUACAAAGCUGCUAAAGGUAAUACUUUCAAACACAAACGUUCAUUGGUUGAACACAUCAUCCAAGCUAAGGCUGAAGCUGCUCGUGAAAAAUCCUUAAAGGAAGAAGCUGAAGCCAGAAGAUUAAGAAACAAAGCUGCUCGUGAAAGAAGACAAAAACGUAUCGAAGAAAAGAGAGAAGCUUUACUUAAAGAUUAA
Ascoidea rubescens DSM 1968 is the source of this 624-nucleotide messenger RNA. It is a transcript of the gene RPL19A, whose product is annotated as 60S ribosomal protein eL19. The record is from RefSeq and is a predicted model, not a curated record. The coding region runs from base 1 to 624 and encodes 207 amino acids. Gene Ontology annotation, cellular component: cytosolic large ribosomal subunit; ribosome. Gene Ontology annotation, biological process: translation. Gene Ontology annotation, molecular function: structural constituent of ribosome; RNA binding. The transcript is spliced from 2 exons. NCBI's taxonomy places the organism in Eukaryota, Fungi, Ascomycota, Saccharomycetes, Ascoideales, Ascoideaceae.